Molecule: messenger RNA, 1375 nt
Organism: Durotheca rogersii
Lineage: Eukaryota; Fungi; Ascomycota; Sordariomycetes; Xylariales; Xylariaceae
Product: NAD(P)-binding protein
Exons: 4
Coding region: 199-1278 (359 amino acids)
Cellular component (GO): intracellular anatomical structure
Molecular function (GO): oxidoreductase activity, acting on NAD(P)H, oxygen as acceptor
Source: RefSeq, a predicted model, not a curated record
CACAUAUCCAUCCCAGUCGCCGACAACCCCAUCCUCCCCCUACUACCCUCCCGAGUACACCGCAUACGCUACCAGCAACUCAUCCUUUUGCCAACUUGCCCAUCUACCCGUUGGCCCAUUCCGCCCAGGGUAGGCACGUAGUCAUACUCACGCAUACGCCCGCGUAUAUUUUCGUCCACCUGGUCUCCAGCCUUCACCAUGCUGGCACAACGGCUGUCACGUGCCUCGACGCAGGCCACCACCUUGGCCAGGGGCGCUAUCCGUACUGCGGCUCCUCGAUCCGCCCUCGCUACCGGUAGAGCAUGCUUGCACACCAAGAACAACCCUCUGAAGAACACGGACAAGAAGACGUCCGCCCCGCCACCUGGUGCAUUCGCUCGUACGGAUGAUAGUAUCACCGUCAAAUACCCGGAGGAGGAUGCUCUCCCCCCAUCCACCCCGGUCCAGGGCCGUGGCGGCUUCCACAUGAAGCGAACUCUCGCUUCUUUCUCGCUUGAGGGUAAGGUGGGCGUCGUCACCGGCGGUGCUCGCGGCCUCGGUCUUGUGAUGGGUCAGGGUAUGGUCAUAAGCGGGGCCAAUCUAGCCAUCGUCGACAUGAAUAAGGAGGAAGCUGAGCGCCAGGCCGUCGAGCUGGUCGAGGUCUUCCGCAAGGAAAACCCCGGCGCGGAGCACGUCCCCAAGGUUACCGCCCACUACGCCGACGUGUCAGACGCGGACUCGGUGCAGGGCUGUAUCGAUGAAGUAAUCAAGGAACAUGGAAAGAUCGACCAUCUCGUGACCAGUGCCGGUUUCACGGAGAACUACAACGCCGUCGACUACCCGGUUGACCGCAUGCGUAAGCUGUGGGCUGUUAACGUUGACGGCACGUAUCUCUUUGCUGUUACUGUCGCCAAGCACCUGAUGGCGCGCAAGAGUCCCGGGAGCAUGGUCUUCAUUGGGAGCAUGAGCGGUUCCAUCGUCAAUGUGCCGCAGCCUCAAGCACCUUACAACUGUGCCAAGGCCGCGGUCCGGCACCUGGCUGCUUCCCUCGCUGUCGAGUGGGCGGAUGUGGGCAUCCGUGUCAACUGCAUCUCGCCGGGGUACAUGAUGACUGCUCUGACGGAGAAGAUCCUCAACGACAAACCGGACCUCAAGAAGAGCUGGACCUCGCUAAUCCCGCAAGGCAAGAUGGGCCAGCCUGUCGACCUCAUGGGGCCGGUCACUUUCCUUCUCUCGGAUGCCAGCCAGUACGUGACAGGCGCCGACGUCCGCGUCGAUGGCGGUUACACCCUAACCUAAGUGGGGAGCCUGAGGAGAAUCUCUGUAUGGAUCCACUGGUGUUUUGCUUUUCAAUUUUAUCUUUUUCAGUAUACCCGUCGACGGGGAAAAUGAGUGA